UACUCUCCGGCGCGAACGCAGAGCUGGAAAUGCUGAGCCCGACAGCUGGUUUAUUUUUGGGUCAGUGACAGUGUGUCAAUGGCCGCAGAUGCGUCGGAAAGGAAGGCUCUGAGAUACCAACAGACCCUGCUGUAUGGGGAAUACCAUGAGCACACGGGUGGGUCUGGCCGGAGAGAGGCCACCCGACUUCUAACAGAGAGACAAUGGAAGAAACACCACCACCAUCACCAUCACCAUGGCCACCAUCCACAGCAUCACCGUGGCCACCAUCACCACGGGCACCACCAUGGCCACCACCAUGGUCACACACAUGGACACGGGCACCACAGCAGGCACGGGGGUCGGCAUCACUCAGACGAGGUGGGACAUGCACAAAUGGCUACAGAGCAAGGCAACCCUUUGUCUAUAAAGAAACGUUGCUCCUACUCAAAGUGCAGAGACUGUGUAGCACGGGUACAGAAGUUCCUGGUCACCAAGCUGGGAGAGGACUGGAUCUUUCUGGUGCUGCUGGGCAUCUCAAUGGCACUGGUCAGCUGGACCAUGGACUACACCAGUGCCAAAAGUCUACAAUUGUAUAAGUGGAUUCACUGGGAGCUGAGGGGUAAUGUCCUGCUCCAGUACCUGGCUUGGGUCAGCUAUCCCAUGGCGCUCAUCAUGUUCGCCUCCUUCUUCUGCCACCUGGUCGCCCCACAAGCCAUCGGCUCUGGUAUUCCUGAGCUGAAGACCAUUCUCAGAGGGGUCGUGUUGAAGGAGUAUCUGACUGUCAGGGCUUUUACUGCCAAGGUCAUUGGUCUGACUGCAGGUCUGGGCAGUGGGAUGCCAGUAGGGAAAGAGGGCCCAUUUGUUCAUAUCGCCAGCAUCUGUGCUGCUGUGCUGAGCAAGUGUAUGACGUUCUUCUCGGGAGUCCAUCAGAGCCCAUACUGCUACACAGACAUCCUUACAGUUGGCUGUGCGGUUGGGGUGGGUUGCUGUUUCGGUACCCCUCUUGGAGGGGUGCUGUUCAGUAUCGAGGUGACGUCCACUUACUUUGCUGUGAGGAACUACUGGAGAGGCUAUUUCGCCGCCACCUUCAGUGCCUUCAUAUUCAGAGUGCUCUCUGUGUUCAACAAAGAUGCAGUCACCAUCACUGCUCUCUUCCGCACCAAGUUCCGCAUGGACUUCCCCUUUGACCUCCAGGAGCUGCCUGCAUUUGCCAUCAUCGGGAUCUCCUGCGGCUUCCUGGGGGCCUUCUUCGUCUGGCUGAACCGCCAGGUGGUGCUGUUCAUGAGGAAACCCAACGCCAUGACACGCUUCCUCACCAGACACCGACUGAUUUUCCCCGGUGUUGUGACCUUAGUGAUAGCCAGCUUGACCUUUCCCCCUGGAUUUGGACAGUUCAUGGCUGGAGAGCUAAUGCCCAGAGAAUGCAUCAACUCCCUGUUCGACAACUUCACCUGGACCAAAAUCUGGGGCUCCCCCCCUCCCCCCGGCUUGGGGCGCUCCUCUGCCUGGCUGCACCCCGACGUCAGCGUCUUUGUCAUCCUCCUCCUCUUCUUCGUCAUGAAGUUUUGGAUGUCUGCUGUUUCGACCACGAUGCCCAUCCCUUCUGGAGCCUUCAUGCCUGUCUUCAUACUCGGAGCCUCUUUUGGCCGGCUCGUGGGGGAGAUCAUGGCUGCCCUCUUCCCCGAUGGGAUUCUGUUUGAUGGAAUCUUGUACCGCAUCAUCCCAGGAGGGUACGCAGUCAUUGGAGCGGCGGCACUGACCGGGGCGGUGACCCACACGGUGUCCACGGCGGUUAUCUGCUUUGAGCUGACGGGCCAGAUCUCCCACAUCCUGCCCAUGAUGGUGGCCGUGAUCCUGGCUAACAUGGUGGCCCAGGGCCUGCAGCCCUCGCUCUACGACUCCAUCAUCCAGAUCAAGAAACUGCCUUACCUCCCUGAGCUGGGCUUUGGACACAUCAGCCAGUAUAACAUCUUUGUGGAGGACAUCAUGGUUAGGAAAGUGAAGUUUCUCUCAUUACAGUCCACCUACAGGGAGUUGAUACACCUCCUGAAUUCCACUUCUCUCAAAACGAUACCACUAGUGGAUUCAACAGACUCUAUGAUCCUUUUGGGCUCCAUCGAGCGGUCAGAGCUCCACGCUCUCUGUGAUUGGUGGCUCUCUGCAGAGAGGCGGAUCCUCAGGCAGGAACAGCGUUUGCAGGAACAGAACCAGUAUGCCAAAGACAGCUGGGAAUCCUUUGCCUUUGUGGAUGAAGAUGACGAGGAGAGUGGAGAUAAGAGUACCCCAGUUCAGGAAGAGAGCAAUGGCCCCCUGCCAUCUCCUAAACCACAGGAGCCCUUGUCCAAUCACACAGCUCCUGAAAAGGGCCAUCUUCAGUCUGUUAGGAGAACUCUACGGAAUAUCUUCACCUCUCGAGACAGACAGGCAGAGGGACAGUCACAGGAGCCUUGCACCAACCCUCUCCUGUCCGAUACGAUGACACCAGAAGAGAUCAAAGAAUGGGAGGAGGCUGAGAUGGACAAGCCAAUGGAAAUUGAUCAGAUCCGAAUAGAUCCCUCCCCUUUCCAGCUAGUGGAGAGGACAUCAUUACACAAGACCCACACUCUCUUCUCAUUACUGGGCCUGAGUCAUGCCUAUGUCACCAGUAUCGGAAAACUGGUGGGUGUUGUUGCACUUAAAGAGCUGCAAAAGGCCAUCGAGGGCUCCACCCGUAGCGGGGUCCGGCUACGUCCCCCUCUGGCCAGCUUCAGCAACACCAGCCGAAAGUCAUCCAAACCCCAGGCAACCUCCGCUCCCUCCUCCCCGACCACCCCCUCCUCCCCUCUCUCCCAGGCUCCCAUCUUCCCCCAUGCCACUGCCCCACCACCUCCCCCGACACAGGAGGAGAUGGAGGUGUGGAUCGAGGGCACGAGGCGGGAGGUGGCAGAGGUGAACAGCAGCAGUAGUAGUAGCAGCAGCGGAACGGGGAGCAGCAGUAGCAACAGUAGCCCCUCACUACCCCACUCCUUGCCCCUCUCCAUCCCCCUCACCUCGCCCCUCUCCAUGCCCCUCACCGUUGCUCUCUCCAUCCCCCUCGCCGCCUUCUCCUCUCCCCUCACCGCCCUCCGGCCUGUCGCAAAGCAGCAAGUGGAGGAGGAGAGUGAAGAUGAGCAGCCCAUCUAGCCUUAUAGACAAGUGAUGUUUUUUUAUAACGUUUUUUUUUAUGGUGUGAAUUUCUCUUUUAGUCUUUCCCUAUCCCUCCAUCUUCUCUCUCUCCCUAUUGCCCUUUCCCUCUUUCGCUCUCUCGCUGUUCCUUCUCGCACCCUCUUUCUUCACUCGAUGAAUGAUGUCUGUGAAUCCACGAGGAUAAAUAAUCUGGGUUCGAUAGUAGUACUUGACCUUUUAAGAUUAGAAUUGAUGUCAUUGGUUUUUAAAUAGGAGACAAUGGCUACCAGUGGUGCUCCAAGAGCUAAAAAAUCAACAAGGCCCCAAAACGACCUUUACUAAACACAUCCUCACCUUGGGAGGGAGUUUUAUGAUCACCAUGCUGGGUUGAUAGAUGACAGUGUUAAAUCAGACUGACGACAGCCAACUCAGAUGUAAUGAUGCUAGAGGUUUUUUACUUAAUGAUGCCAUGACUCCAGCUGAACAACCGCCAUCCCCCUCUGUAAUUUAGAUUAAUCGCUCACUUGAUGAUAACGCAAAACAAACACAUACUGAUGACAUUAUUAUGAAAUUUGGUGACUUUUCCUACCUCCCCCAAAAAAGCUGGGUUGUGUUCAUUAGGCACCAGAUGGAGAUAAACGGACUGAAACAAGGGGGACUACCUCGACCUUGGCCAAUAAGAAAGGCUCAUUUAAACAAAACUCUAAUGUUCUUCUGACACAAAUCAAAUCAUAUUUUAUUGGCCGCAUAGACAUAUUUAGCAGUUGGUAUUGCGGGUGUAGCGAAAUGUGUGUUUGUAGCUCCAACAGUGCAGUAGUAUCUAACAAUUCACAACAAUACACACAAAUCUAAAA
Molecule: messenger RNA, 3980 nt
Organism: Oncorhynchus kisutch (coho salmon)
Lineage: Eukaryota; Metazoa; Chordata; Actinopteri; Salmoniformes; Salmonidae
Product: chloride channel protein 1-like
Exons: 23
Coding region: 79-3144 (1021 amino acids)
Biological process (GO): transmembrane transport; chloride transport
Cellular component (GO): plasma membrane
Molecular function (GO): voltage-gated chloride channel activity
Source: RefSeq, a predicted model, not a curated record